AUGCUUGGUCCAUCAUCACCUUCCACGUCGUCUACCCACUAUUUGCCAACACCAAUGUCAAGCGCAGUCAUUGGCCACUCCACAAAGAUCUGGGAGCUGAACGUCCAUUGGCCGUUGUACAGCCAGUGCGCGGUAUGGGAUCCUAGAAGAAGAGGCGUCGACAUCUGGGAAUGUGUUCGGGAUCAUGACUCAACUCCGACCUCCCAAUGCUACGUACUGGAGGUAUAUCGCGCGAAGAUGAUUUGCGCCCAACAAAAUCUCUUGACUCUGGUGCAGAAUGGCAUGCAUCCUCUCGUGGCUAUGCGAUCCGGACUCCAUCUCCACAUAGCGCCAUCUUCAUCCAGCCCUGUUUAUUUAUUGGCACCUUGGCCCAAACCGCCACCGGGCUUAUCGCAUUGCGUUCAAUAG
This is a messenger RNA of Laccaria bicolor S238N-H82, 408 nucleotides long. RefSeq lists its product as uncharacterized. The record is from RefSeq and is a predicted model, not a curated record. Lineage: Eukaryota; Fungi; Basidiomycota; Agaricomycetes; Agaricales; Hydnangiaceae. The transcript is spliced from 3 exons. Bases 1 to 408 code for a protein of 135 amino acids.